AUGUCCGAUGCUCGCUCACCAUCUGCACUCUAUCCUUCGCACGUUCGCACCGCCAGCGCGGAGAAGACGACUGGUAUUCUUGAUGCACUCAUGGUACUUGCGUGGCUCGAUUUCUGGGUUCUUAAUACCCGUCAUGUCGAAGAGAUUAUAUUGCUCCCUGGUCAGGUUGUUAGCAAUUGA
Messenger RNA from Suillus clintonianus, 180 nucleotides. RefSeq lists its product as uncharacterized. Bases 1 to 180 code for a protein of 59 amino acids. The transcript is spliced from 3 exons. The record is from RefSeq and is a predicted model, not a curated record. NCBI's taxonomy places the organism in Eukaryota, Fungi, Basidiomycota, Agaricomycetes, Boletales, Suillaceae.